CAAUAUUCAGAGGUCAGGCAUAUUAGGCGCAAAUCUUCUAGUUAUAAAUUGUGACGCAAGUCCGCUUAUCGUUUGAUUCCGCCAGAUCAAUCAAUCUCUCAUCACAACGCCGCCUUGUUCAUUACCUUCACCAUGCGAUUCCUACAAACCGCUCUUGUGGCUGCAAGCAUUGCUCUAUAUUCACCUACCCUGGCCCAAGAGUUUUCCGGUCAGGGGUACACUCAGGUGGCCUCUGAAAAUGGAGUGGAGUAUCUUGGAUGCCUCACCAAUAGCGGUCAGUGGGAUCUUUCUGCCUGUGCCGGGGUCACAGCCCGUGGAGGGGGUCAGCUGGUUACCCAACAAGGAAACUACUACACUCUCACCGAAGCGUUAGACAUCACUGUGACUCCGGACGCUGGAGAUGCCAAAUACUGGUCUAGCACGGGCUACAAUUCUUUUGGCGAGCCAAGCAACCUUGAAGCUGAUGGUGGUGUUGAACACAAUGGGGGAGGCGGCCCGUACUGGUAUGCGGCCGCUGAGCCUACCGAAGGCGCCCCCGUUACCCUGAGUGCGGAAGAAUCGGAUGGGGCUCAGCGUGUAGUCCUCGUCUGGAAGUCAUAUUAUUAGAGGUAUUGCUCAGAGGGCGCUUAUAUCGAGUCUAUACUACUUUUCUAUCUGCAAAAGCUGGUCAGAGAAAGCUGGCAGACCUGUUUCAGAAU
Molecule: messenger RNA, 698 nt
Organism: Aspergillus piperis CBS 112811
Lineage: Eukaryota; Fungi; Ascomycota; Eurotiomycetes; Eurotiales; Aspergillaceae
Exons: 2
Coding region: 133-606 (157 amino acids)
Source: RefSeq, a predicted model, not a curated record